Messenger RNA from Anolis carolinensis (green anole), 1904 nucleotides. RefSeq names its product tyrosine 3-monooxygenase/tryptophan 5-monooxygenase activation protein zeta (gene ywhaz). Gene Ontology annotation, cellular component: cytoplasm. Gene Ontology annotation, biological process: intracellular protein localization; signal transduction. NCBI's taxonomy places the organism in Eukaryota, Metazoa, Chordata, Lepidosauria, Squamata, Anolidae. The coding region runs from base 185 to 922 and encodes 245 amino acids. The transcript is spliced from 6 exons. The record is from RefSeq and is a predicted model, not a curated record.
GCGACGCGCUGAUUGGCGGAGACCCCGUGCGUGUGUGUGUGUGAGAGAGCGAGCGAGCGAGAGAGAGGCUGCAGCGGAGCGAGCCGCGAACGAGAGGCACAGUCCGCUCCGGUCACCCGCCUAAGGGACUCUCUCGUAUUGUCGACCCCCCAGCAGGUAACCAACGGCCUCGAGAAAAAUCAGCAUGGAUAAAAACGAGCUGGUGCAGAAAGCCAAACUGGCUGAGCAGGCUGAGAGAUAUGAUGACAUGGCAGCCUGCAUGAAGUCUGUGACUGAGCAAGGAGCAGAAUUGUCCAAUGAGGAGAGGAAUCUUCUCUCUGUCGCUUACAAAAAUGUUGUAGGAGCACGUAGGUCUUCUUGGAGGGUUGUCUCAAGUAUUGAACAAAAGACAGAAGGUGCUGAGAAAAAGCAGCAAAUGGCCCGAGAAUACAGAGAGAAAAUUGAGACUGAACUAAGGGAUAUCUGCAAUGAUGUGCUGUCUCUGUUGGAAAAGUUCUUGAUUCCUAAUGCCUCACAAGCAGAAAGCAAAGUUUUCUAUUUGAAAAUGAAAGGUGACUACUACCGUUAUUUGGCUGAAGUUGCUGCUGGUGAUGACAAGAAAGGGAUAGUGGAACAGUCGCAGCAGGCAUAUCAGGAAGCCUUUGAAAUCAGCAAAAAAGAGAUGCAGCCAACACAUCCCAUCAGAUUAGGAUUGGCUCUAAACUUCUCUGUGUUCUAUUACGAGAUCCUGAAUUCUCCAGAGAAAGCCUGUUCCCUUGCAAAGACUGCUUUUGAUGAAGCCAUUGCUGAACUUGAUACAUUAAGCGAAGAGUCAUACAAAGACAGCACACUAAUAAUGCAGUUACUGAGAGACAAUUUGACAUUGUGGACAUCAGAUACCCAAGGAGACGAAGCUGAAGCAGGAGAAGGAGGGGAGAAUUAAUCAGCCUUCCAAUUUUUGUCUGCCUCAUUCUAAAAUUUACACAGUAGACCAUUUGUCAUCCAUGCUGUCCCACAAAUAGUUUUUGUUUACGAUUUAUGACAGGUUUAUGUUACUUCUAUUUGGAUUUCUAUAUUUCCCAUGUGGUUUUAUGUUUAAUAUUAGGGGAAUAGAGCCAGUUAACAUUUGGGGAAUUUUUGUUCAUCCAAGGUGGCCAAUAUCGGGAUGUGGAAUUUUUAUAAAAGUUUUACACAUUUGGCAUAGUAAUCUUGGUACUUUGUGGCUUCCCACAAAAGCCAAUGUUAAACAGCUUCCUAUGUUGAGCAAAGAAAAAAACUGCUUGCAUAUUGGUCUGUCACAGUGGUUAAAAAGGGAUGAUUGGUUGCAGCCACACAGGUGUAGUGAACGUGGGUACUUCAAAGGUGGAACACACAGCAAGGAAAAUUCAUGUCCCAUGGAUAUUACAUGUCAAUCAUGUGAAUCUGUGGAACCUUCAGUCCCAAGUAUACAUCUUUGAUAGCAGCUGGAAAGUGUUUCUAAGGUGGUUUGCUAACCCAGUGAACUUUCUCUAGGGAAGGGCAUAAAUGGUUCACAUUCCAUUACUUGUAAAGUUACCUGCUGUUGCUUUCAUUAUUUUUGCUACACGAUUUGUUUGUAUUUAAAUGGUUUAGGCAACCUAAGAACAAAUGUACAAGUAAAGAUGCAGUAAAAAUGAGAUGCUUGAUAUCCAUAAUUACACUGUAUAUCGAGCACAGCAGUAAAACAAACCCAUGUAUUUAACUUUUUUAGGGUUUUGCUUUUGUGAUUUUUUUUGAUACUUUGCCUAACAUGCAUGUGCUGUAAAAAUAGUUAACAGGGAAAUAACUUGAGAUGAUGGCUAGCUUUGUUUAAUGUCUCCUGAAAAUUUUCAUGAACAAUCUAAGCAUAACUGUUAAGAACAUGUGUAUUAAGUUGAUGUAAGUGGAAUAAAAGUUUUAUGAAUGGA